This is a messenger RNA of Psammomys obesus (fat sand rat), 560 nucleotides long. RefSeq names its product small integral membrane protein 27 (gene Tzmp1). The transcript has 2 exons. The record is from RefSeq and is a predicted model, not a curated record. The coding region runs from base 165 to 332 and encodes 55 amino acids. NCBI's taxonomy places the organism in Eukaryota, Metazoa, Chordata, Mammalia, Rodentia, Muridae.
CUCCGUUGCCUGAAAGGCGGGCUAGGCCCAGGUCACGUGACGCGCGCUAACUCCGAGCGGAAGCCCGCAGGAGUCCGCGGAAAAAUGGCUGCUGCAGCGGGGUGGACGGCGACCGGGAGCGGGCUAUAAGGCCCGCGCCACCCCGUCCCCGCUGCCCCCUUACCAUGAGGCCAGUGAGUCGACGAGCCCUGGACUGGAUCUACAACUUGCUGUUACUGGCAAUCGUCCUGCUUUCCUGGGGAUUCAUCAUCUACGCAUCAACUGUAGUUGCACGAGAACAGCUGCAGAAGGAGUUUCCAGACAAAUUCUUCGGAAUAAAUGAACUUUCAUAAUCUCAACCAAUAGAUCUUUUACUUAAAUGGCACUUAUAUAGACUUAAAAGUAAAAAAAAAAAAAAAAAAUCACAAUACAAAAUUGUGCAUGGUCUUUUGUGAUACUUGUUAACAUGCUAAUUUUUCAAAUAGAUGGGACAGCCUUUUUUGUAUCAUCGUAGUACUCCACAGACUUCAUAUUCUCCUGUCAAAUCAGUGUGUAAAUAAAUAUAGCAUGUGACUAAAUCA